Talaromyces proteolyticus is the source of this 1665-nucleotide messenger RNA. Its product is annotated as C3HC zinc finger-like-domain-containing protein. The transcript has 3 exons. Gene Ontology annotation, molecular function: zinc ion binding. The record is from RefSeq and is a predicted model, not a curated record. Bases 216 to 1544 code for a protein of 442 amino acids. Lineage: Eukaryota; Fungi; Ascomycota; Eurotiomycetes; Eurotiales; Trichocomaceae. Gene Ontology annotation, cellular component: nucleus.
UGUAUGUAGAGAUACCCACGGCCUUAUAUAUAUUCGAAUUACAAUUGCCUGGUUUUAUAUAUCACAUCACCUCAAUCCAGUUACAUUGCUUGAAUCAUGCAUGCAGUUCAUUGUAUCCUUCUCAAUACGGUUAAGCGUGAUCUGGAGCUCUUUAGCGCUUCGUAGUUUAUGCGUAGGGUCAGCGUUGAUUCUCCUCCAACCCACGCUGCGCCAGCAUGUCCUACGCUUUAGAAACAAAGAAGCGCAAGUUUGCCAGGGCCCUUGAGUCGAUAUCAAAGCCCUUGACAAGCGAUGGAAACGCAAAAGCCGCUAAGGACCCCAUCGCUGCCGCCCGGGAGCGGUUGGCCGAUCCGCCAUCGAUAAAGAGAGUCCGUGUUGGAGAUGCUAGAGGGGACGGAGAGUCGGCAAAGACGACUGUGUCUCGCAUACUCAGAGGCUCAUCGAGCUCACCCAACGUUCGCCCUAACUUUGUUCCGUGGGACCGAGAGCGUUUCCUCGAGCGAUUGGAGACCUUUCGUCCUGUUACGCGGUGGUCUUCCAAACCGGCGCCGAUAAAUGAGGUGGAGUGGGCGAAACGUGGAUGGUCAUGUACAGACUACAUGCGGGUGGCAUGCGUUGGUGGAUGCGGUUCUACACUAGUUGUAAAGCUUCCAGAUGAAACAGAUGACUUUGAAGAUUUGGACACCGAGAAAGUACAGGAGAGGAAAGACGUUCGAGAGAAAGUUGUCGAGGAAUAUAGAAAGAUGAUCUCAGAUGGUCAUAAAGAAAACUGCCCCUGGAGAAACAAGGCGUGCGAUGCUACGAUCCAUCGCCUCCCACUUUCGAACGCAGAAAACGCUAUUGCAGCGCUACGAGAACGAUACUUGAAGAUUUCGAACAUCGAAAACCAACUACCGUCUAGAGACACAAUCGAGCUACCGGAGCAGGUAUCUCUGGCGGAUAUAAUCAGCGUUAUGCCUCCAGACUUUCUCAGUGGACACACCAAUUCAGGCAAACAAGUACAGAAUAAGAGUCCCGUAGAGAAGGUCAAUAACCAGGAAAAUCAUGAGCAAAACAUCGAUGAACGAGUUUUCGCAUUUGCAUUAUUUGGUUGGGACGUUGUUAGAGAUGGCUCUAACGGUCUGCUAGAAUGCCGCGCUUGCUUUAGGCGUCUUGGCCUGUGGUUGUACCAGCCAAAAGACGGCAAGGAAGCCGUUUAUGAAAAGCUGGCGGUACAUGGCGAGCAUAUGGAAUACUGCCCUUGGAUUGACGGCAAGGCACAAAGCGGUACAGGAAGGCAGACCGAGAAGCCAGAAGAUCUACUUAGCGGCUGGCAAGUCCUGACUCAGAACAUACAAACGAAGCAUCGCAGACACAUCAAGUCAACAACGGGUACAGCAGAAAGCACCCCGCGAGACUCGGAUGCCAGUUCCCUGGAUCUCACAGCAGCGGAUGAAGCCGCUCAGAAAGCCAAAGAUCGAGAAUGGUGGUCAAAGCUGCGCAGGAUGCGAGAUGUAUUACAUGUGAAAGGGCCGAGAAAGAGCAUUUCUGAAAAGAAGCAUUAGCGCUGUUGUAUCAAUGGAACGAUUCAAUCUUUUGUUUCAAGCGAGGUGUUUGGCGAUUUCCUAUGACGAUCUUCUAGGGUUUAGCAUGCAUAUUACGGAGUUUACAAUUACAUUACAGGAC